AUGACGAUGGUGUCGAAGGCUGCGGGCCCUGCCCCGUCGCAGCAAGACGUCUCUGCCUUCAUCACUACCAUCUUUACCGCCCAGACCUCCAACCAGUCCAUCGAGGCCUCCUACGGCCUGUGCGAACUCCUCCUCAACUCGGUCGGCUCCCAGGGCCUCGAGUCUUACGGCGUCCUCGCUGAGAUUAAGAAGGCCGCUGCCGACAAGAAGAGCGGCCUUCGUCGCGAGAGUGCCCAAAACCUCCUGGGUGCACUCUUUGAGCGCUUCCCGGCCAAGCAACCUACCAGCGAGACCAUUUUCCUCCUCAGGAAUGGCGGCAUUGUCAACGUUGCCCUCGACGCUCUCGCGGACAAGGGCACUGUCGUGCGGGACGCGGCGCAGUAUGGCCUCGAUGCUCUGUUUGCCCACCUGAGCCCCGAGGCUCUCGUCGUCGGCCUUCUCCCUGCCCUCUCCGCGUACCUCAGCAAGUCUACCGGCAAGUGGCAGGGCACCGUCGGCGCCUAUAAGCUCCUCCAGAAGAUGGCCGAUAAGGCCAAGCUGAUCGUUGGCUCCACCAAAGAGCAGGCUGCCGAAGGCGAUGUCCUGCGCGACUCCUUCGGCACCAAGCUCGCUGGCCUCAUCCCCAUUGUCGAGGCCGGCAUGCACGACCUCAAGGCUGAGGUCGGCAAGCAGGCUGUUCAGGCGAUGAACUCGCUCACCAACCUUCUUGAAGGGGGCAACUAUGUUGCUGAGCAAAUCGCCGAGGAUGUCAACCACCGCCACGUUGACCGUGUAUCCGCCCGCAUCUCGCCCUACUUCCAGACCUUCACCGAAGCCAGCGCCACCAUUGCCGACGCUGUGCAGCAGUACUACGUCGAAGAGGACGCCCGUAAAUUUGGUGUCCCCGAAAGGGAGGAUGACGGCGAGACUGAGAUCGUCAACGCCGACUUCUCUCUUGCCUAUGGUGGCAUGCUUCUGCUCUCCCACACCAACCUUCGUCUCCUCAAGGGCCACCGCUACGGUCUUUGCGGUCGCAACGGUGCCGGCAAGUCCACUCUCAUGCGUAGCAUUGCCAACGGCAAGCUUGAGGGCUUCCCUCCCCAGGAUGUUCUCCGUACAUGCUACUUUGAUCGUGUCCCACGACUCUGGAUUCCUCGACACGUCACGACCGACAUCUACCACUACGAGCCUGGCAAGAAGCUUGGCCACUACAAGGGUAACCUCGCUGCCUUUGUCGAGGUCAAGCCCGAGGCUAAGAGCUACUACACGCUCUCGGCCUCUCAGGUCCAGUUCAAGUUCCCUCCCCCGGGAAUUCUUAGCGGCGUCAAGUCCCAGACGCGUGCCAUUAUCCGCAUGUCCAACGUCUCGUACGCCUACCCUGGAUCUGACAAGCCGUCGCUGUCGGAAGUAUCGUGCCAGCUCUCGCUCUCUUCCCGCGUCGCCAUCAUUGGUCCCAAUGGUGCCGGAAAGUCCACUCUGAUCAAGCUGCUUACGGGCGAGACAAUUCCUACUACCGGAAAGGUAGAGAAGCACCCCAACCUGCGUAUUGGCUACAUCAAACAGCACGCUCUCGAGCACGUCGAGAUGCAUCUCGAGAAGACCCCCAACCAGUACUUGCAGUGGCGUUACGCCAACGGUGACGAUCGUGAAGUCUUCCUCAAGCAGACUCGCAUUCUCUCCGACAAGGACCGUGAGCAGAUGGACAAGAUGAUUGAUCUCGGUGACGGUAAGGGCGGUCGCCAGCUUGAGGCGCUCGUUGGUCGUCAGAAGUGGAAGAAGACAUUCCAAUACGAAGUCAAAUGGCGCAACUGGCUGCCCAAAAACAACAGCCAGGUCUCCCGUGAGACUCUUUCGGAGUGGGGUUUCGACAAGCUCGUCCAAGAGUUUGACGACCACGAGGCUUCGCGCGAGGGUCUCGGCUACCGUGAGCUCCAGCCCUCUGUCAUCUCCAAGCACUUCCUUGACCUGGGUCUCGACCCGGAGAUUGCCAACCACAACGAAAUUGGCUCUCUUUCUGGUGGCCAGAAGGUCAAGGUCGUCAUCGCCGGAGCCAUGUGGAACAACCCCCAUCUUCUCGUGCUCGACGAGCCUACUAACUUCUUGGACCGCGACUCCCUCGGUGGUCUUGCUGUUGCCAUCCGCGACUUCAAGGGUGGUGUCAUUCUCAUUUCCCACAACGAAGAGUUCGUCGGAGCGCUCUGCUCCGAGCAGUGGCUCGUCAACGACGGUCGCGUCGCGCACCGCGGCACUGCUGCCGUCUCCCUCGACCGCUUCGAGGACUCGUCUCGCCCUGGCUCCGGCCCUUACCUCGGGCGUCGCCUCGACGGCGGCCAGCUCGGCCAUGUCCUCGGCUGUCAACUCGGGCACCGAAGACAAUGGCGACCUCAAGUUCAAGGCCAAGAAGAAGCGCAAGAAGACCAAGAAGGAGAUCAAGGAGCAGGAGGUCCGUCGUCGCCUCCGCCACAUUGA
Messenger RNA from Verticillium alfalfae VaMs.102, 2448 nucleotides. RefSeq names its product mRNA export factor elf1. Lineage: Eukaryota; Fungi; Ascomycota; Sordariomycetes; Glomerellales; Plectosphaerellaceae. The record is from RefSeq and is a predicted model, not a curated record. The transcript is spliced from 4 exons. Bases 1 to 2448 code for a protein of 815 amino acids. Gene Ontology annotation, molecular function: ATP binding; ATP hydrolysis activity.